This is a messenger RNA of Echinococcus granulosus, 1032 nucleotides long. RefSeq lists its product as hypothetical. NCBI's taxonomy places the organism in Eukaryota, Metazoa, Platyhelminthes, Cestoda, Cyclophyllidea, Taeniidae. The record is from RefSeq and is a predicted model, not a curated record. Bases 1 to 1032 code for a protein of 343 amino acids. The transcript has 7 exons.
AUGCAAUUUAAUGUGCUAAUAAGUACCAUCAUUCAACCGAGUGAUUUAAGUCAGGGCUUUGAAUCCACGAAACAAACACAUUUUACCGAUAAUGUGUUCAGUGAUCACUGGUUGCACAAACAAGUGAGUGGACGAUUCAUCACUGCUGCAAUCAUCAAAUUAGCAAUAACAAUAGUUGUUGUAUUUCUUUAUUUUCUACCUUCAACAUUUGCCGCACUCACCUACAAUUCAGCGUUGGCAGUUGACAGGGCAUUUUUAAUGGGCUGUGAAUCUUUUAAGCCGUGCAUAUUCAUUGGGAACACUUUUCUUUUUCACAUACACAUAAUUCAUUUAAUUUUGGUACCAGAAGCUAUUUUUAAUUGCAAACUAGGAAUGUUUUGUCAAAAGGUACGUAGGUUGCAUCUUUCAAAUAUUUGCAUGCAUCCACCUUCCUUUUUAACAGAAAAUAGUCCAAAUCAAACUAAAAUGUUUUUACAAAAAAGUGGAGAAAGAAAGGAUAGAGGGAAGAGGGAAGGGGAGAAACAUGUUAAAGUAGUUACAGUUUUCUCUUCCACCUUUCUGUCCCACUUCAUUCCUGGCCCACAACGUCAUGUUCACACUCUUUAUUUUGCAACUGCCAGCAGAAGUGGUGGAGGUGAAUACAGUGAGGAAUGCGCAUGGAAACUUAGCAAUCUUUCAUUGCUUUAUCUUUACAAUCCUUUUAAAUCCAUUUAUCACACCACGUGGUCUUACUAUCGCAUGCAAAUGGACGUUAAAGUAAUUAGAGUUAGUUUUCUAUCCGCUGCUCUCACUCCAGUUCUGGCCCUCAAUGUCGCACUCUUCAUCAUGAAAUUGUUAACAGCUGUAAGGAAAAGAAAACGUAGUGAGGAAUACACAUAUAAUAUAAGUAGCAGAGCUGCAUGGCACAAGGGUGUGUCCAAACGCACAGACGUUGAAGCACACAACAGUAUGGAGAAUAUGGCGAAGGGAGGCAGCAGCAGUGCCACUAACACGGCUGCCUCCUCAAAAGCGUUGGCUAAUAUAAUGUACUGA